Molecule: messenger RNA, 2577 nt
Organism: Daktulosphaira vitifoliae (grape phylloxera)
Lineage: Eukaryota; Metazoa; Arthropoda; Insecta; Hemiptera; Phylloxeridae
Exons: 3
Coding region: 1-2577 (858 amino acids)
Biological process (GO): DNA integration
Molecular function (GO): nucleic acid binding
Source: RefSeq, a predicted model, not a curated record
AUGAUUGGAGCUACGGUACAAGAAGAUCUUUUUUCCAUAGUUUUACGUUUUCGCAUGCACCUUAUUGCCGUCACUGCUGAUGCAGAAAAAAUGUACAGACAAAUUAGAAUGCAUCCAGAUGAUCAAAAAUAUCAGCGGAUUCUAUGGAGGGGUUCUCCAGAUUCUGAACUUCAUCAUUAUGAGAUACAGACGGUUACUUAUGGCACGUCGAGCGCCUCGUUUAGUGCGACUCGUUCUCUCAUCUAUAUUGCUGACGAAGCGUUAAAACAAAACCCAAAUUUAGAAAAGGCUGCAUAUUUUAUUACGAAGGACAUCUACGUCGACGAUUACCUAAGUGGAGCGGAAAACGUAGUGGAGGCCACUUGUCUCAUAAAGGACGUCUCUAGUAUACUUAGCUCAGCUGGACUAAAUCUUCAUACUACCUCUAAUUUUGUGCUCUCUAUUGGCGAUGAUGAAUUUGUAAAAACUCUUGGAUUGGUUUGGUUACCUAUGUCUGACAAUUUCAGCUUUCGGAUAAAAUUUGGUGUCUCGAAACAGAAAACUACCAAGCGGUCCAUGCUGGCCGACCUCAAUCGUGUAUUUGAUCCUCUUGGUCUUGCAGAUCCAGCCCUUAUUAGAGGCAAGGCAUUUCUACAAGAGUUAUGGCAACUUAAACUCUCAUGGGAUGAUUUACUACCUCAAGAAAUGAUAGAUCGAUGGGACGCCUUUUUAGACAAUCUACAAAAAUUUGAUCAAUUGGCCUUACCAAGAAGUAUUAAAUGUGAACAUCCAUCCUGCCUAAGCAUUCAUGGAUUCUGCGAUGCUUCGCAGAAGGCUUACGCGGCUUGCAUAUACUACCGUUAUCAAACCCCAGAUGGCCAUUGGUCAAGCCGGCUGCUAUGUGGUAAAUCAAGAGUUGCUCCACUUAAGAUUGUAAGCAUUCCACGAUUAGAACAUUGCGCUGCUCAUUUGUUGUCAGAACUUAUAAGCAAGGUUGCAGAUACGCUGUCUAUAUGUACUUUUUCAUUUAAUUGUUGGACGGACUCAAUGGUCGCCCUCGCUUGGAUCAAGGGCAACUCGUGCAUGUGGAAGACAUUUAUCGCUAAUCGAGUAUCUCAAAUACAUGAAGUCACGAAUCCAAAUCAAUGGCGAUACGUGAACACCACACAAAAUCCCGCAGAUGUAGCAUCAAGAGGCAUGAGGGUUGAAGAUCUACUUUAUUAUGACAUGUGGUGGAAUGGACCAUCUUUUUUGCGACAAGAAGAAGAUGAGUGGCCGCAGGAGAAAUGUGACGUGAGCGUUCCAGAAAAUAUAUUAGAGAAGAAGGUCAUUAGUUUUACAUUACUGACAAGUAAUGAACCCAUAGAAGUAAUCGAGCGUUAUAGUACAUGGUCUCGCAUGCGUAGAAUAACGGCCUAUCUACUUAGAUUCGUGAGUAACGCGAAAUCAAAUUCUUCACUUCGAAGGAAAGGGUGUUUAACAACGGCGGAAUUGAUUAAUGCAGAACGAGUCUUGAUACAUCAAGUUCAAUCGCACACAUUUUCAGAAGAGCUGAAGGCGUUAUCAAGCGGUCGUCCCAUUUCAACUAACAGCAAACUAAAGUCUCUACAUCCAUUUCUGAGUCAGGGAUUAAUUCGAGUAGGCGGUAGACUUCAACAUGCUUCUAUAUCCGAAUUUCAAAGGCACCCCAUUCUACUACCUGCAAGGCACAAGCUAACGGACGCUAUUCUCGAGCACACUCACCUAAAGUUACUUCAUAUCGGACCAUUGGGUUUAUUAGCCAAUACACGUCUAAGAUAUUGGCCUCUAAACGGAAGAAGCUUGGCCAGACGCGUUGUUCAUAAAUGUAUUACAUGCUUCAGAGUGAAGCCUAUCUCUCGACAACCCUUCAUGGGUGAUUUACCCGCAGCAAGGGUAAAUCAGAUGCGUCCAUUUGCCAGAUGUGGAGUGGACUUUUCUGGGCCUAUAUUCGUUCGUAAUGGUUUGCGUAAGGUUGUUUUGACCAAGGCUUAUAUUGCAGUCUUUAUAUGUUUCUCCGUUAAAGCUAUUCACUUGGAGUUGGUUAGCAGCCUAAGCGCUGACGCGUUUUUAGCAGCUUUAAGGAGAUUUAUGGCACGACGUGGUACAUGUUUGGACAUAUAUUCAGACAAUGGGACUAAUUUCGUGGGAGCACAUAGAGAGCUAAGGGCAUUGUAUGCAAAGAGCUCUACUGGAAAAACUGUCCAACAAAUCCUGACUGACGAGGAGAUCAAUUGGCACUUUAACCCACCUGGUGCCCCAAAUUUUGGCGGAUUAUGGGAGGCCGGAUCACCCAUAGGAAUAUCUAGAACUUCUAUAAGAUAUAUAAUAAAAUUAGCAUUAGAAGAAUAUCCAAAAGAUUUCAAAAUAGAAAAUAGAAGUAAUUUUAAUCAAAUUUUAGCUAAUCUUGUUUGGAAAGCCACAGUUGAAUCUAUAAACUAUACUCCAAAAUUAGUUUAUGCCCUACUAGGUUUUUUUGAAACAAAAUUAAUAAGAGAUAUUUUAUUUCCUGAAACAAUCACAGAAUUAAUCUUAGAAUUAGUACAAAUUUUAGAAAUAACUUAUACCAAUCUACAUUAA